AUGGCCGGCCGCCGCGCGCCGCACGUCAUGAGCCUCCACGACUCCGGCCCGCCGCUGCUCGGCCGCGCGCCGCAGCACCCGCAGCCCGGCGACGACCGCGACGAGCCCCCGCACGGCGCCCUCCUCCACCACCCGCGCGGGGGCCCCGCGCAGCACCCCGCCGUGGCGGCCCUCGAGGACCGCAUCGUCGCCCGGGACCGGGACAUCCAGGAGUUCCUCGUCGACAACCAGCGGUUCGCCGCCACCCACGUCGCGCUCCAGCAGCAGCUCAUCUCCGCGCAGCACGAGCUCCGGGCCGUCUCCAUCGCCGGCACCAGGGCCCGCAUGGAGCGCGAGGCCGACGUCUGCGCCAUCGCCGACCAGGCCGCGCGCAUCGAGGCCGAGGCGCGCUCCGUCGCCGGCGCGCGCGUGGAGAUCGAGCAGGUCCAUGCCGAUGUGCGGGUGCUCGCUGCCGCGCGCAACGAACUCAUGGACCGGCUCAAAGGCCUCCGCGAGCAGCUAGGGCGCGCGCAGUCCAAUUCCGCCAAGUCGGAGAACGUCCGCUCGCAGAUUGAGACCAUGCGACGGGAGAUCCAGAAGGGCAGGGCUGCGGUUGAAUUCGAAAAGAAGGCACAUGCUGAUAACCUUUUACAAAGUAAAGCAAUGGAGAAAAAUAUGAUUGCCGUGGCUAGUGAGAUUGAGAGGCUUCGGGGUGAGCUUGUAAAUGCUGAAAAGCGGGCCACUGCUGUCACCACGGCAGCAGCUGUAACUAACCCUGGGUAUGCUCAACCGUACAGCAGUUCUGAGGCAACAUAUGCCACAAUGUAUGGCAAUCCCGAGGCAGCAUAUGCAGCAUAUGGCAGUGCUGAGGCAACAUAUGCUGGAACAUAUGCCAAUUCUGAUGCUUAUAGCACCACUAAUCAGGCUCAGACUCGCACUGAUGGUAAUCCACAUUACAUGACCCAGCCGGCUCACUAUGCGCAGUACGAGGGCCAGCAGCAGCAGCAGCAGCAGCAGCAGCACACCAAUGUGCAAAGAUGA
Molecule: messenger RNA, 1020 nt
Organism: Triticum turgidum subsp. durum (durum wheat)
Lineage: Eukaryota; Viridiplantae; Streptophyta; Magnoliopsida; Poales; Poaceae
Source: the annotation of a GenBank genome assembly